AACGGUAAACACGCAUGCGCAGUGCGUGCUCUUCCCGAACGCUUUUCUCUUCUGCUCGUUCACAGGCGUCUAACGGGCGUCUUUUCGCAUGCAUCCAAACAUGCAAGUCAAUUCACGCUCAAUCUGACCUGCACUUCAUCUUGCUGCAAUGCAAUGCAAGUCAAUGCAAUGUCUGCUGCAUGCAUGAGGGCUGCAUAGCUAGAGCUAGUGUUGCCCUGGCUAACCCUAGCUGAUCUGUACUGUAGCCAUAGACACCAUUUGAGAAUAUUUAAUUAAUAUUCACUAAAAGGUACCAGUAAUUGUAAUGCAUUUCUCUAAAAAAUGCUCAGUGUUUAAGGUGGUGCUCAGUGCGCUUCUCAUUGUUGCACUGUUGCAGCUUUUAUAUCUGUCUUUCCUUUCAAAACUGCAUGGCAAACAGCAGCGCUACAAGUUUUCAGAGCUGUUCGGAUCCAAAAAAACUGCAAACCAAGAUGAGAAGAACCCCAGACGGGAACAUCUCAGAUACUCUUUAUCCACAGGCGGCAUCUUCGAUGGCAGCGGACAGUAUCGUGUGUAUAAGAACCUGAUUAAAAGUGACUUCUCCACCAAUCAGAAGCCAGGAGCAGAUUCCAGAUCGCACCAUCUGGCGUUGGCCACGCAUACGACGAUCAACAACCUUCACCAUUUGAACUCUCUGCUUGAGCGCUGGCAGAAUCCUCUUUCUAUAGCUAUAUUCGCCCACGGACAAGAUGUCAAGUUCGCGACGGCCUUCGCCUACGCCCUCAGCUUGUUUUGCCCUCAAGUUAAAGCGUUGGUUGACUUCCACCUGGUCUGCCUUUCAGGAGAAACGGCCAGUUUUCCAGAGCAGGAUCGAGAGCACUUCGCCGGUCUCGAGGAGAAGGGCUGUUCCGGUGUCUUCGCGAAUCUCGAAUCCCACCGAGACAAGUAUAAAAACUACGCCAUUGGAAACAACGUCUCGUACCCGAACAACCUUCUCCGAAACGUGGCCCGCAGCGGCACAGACUCGGCCUACAUCCUGGUCAUCGACGUCGACAUGAUUCCCAGUGCCAAUUUGCACCACCAGUUCGUGACCAUGCUAAUGAAACGUGAACCCGCCGCGGACGAGGUCCUCGUUCUUCCAGCGUUCGAGAUCAGACACACGCGUAAAAUGCCCGGGUCGAAGCCAGAGCUGGUGCAACUCUAUCAGGUCGGAGAGGUGAGGCCGUUCUACGAUGAGCUGUGCCCUCGCUGUCAGGCUCCCACUAACUACUCCCAGUGGGUCAACCGGGCCAGCCGAAGCUCUGGGCCGCUGGAGGUGGCGUACACCUUAAACUGGGCCGAUCCCUGGGAGCCGUUCUACAUCGGCGCUCGAUCGGUUCCUCUCUACGACGAGAGCUUCCGGCAGUACGGCUUCAACCGGAUCAGUCAGGCCUGCGAGCUUCACGUCGCUGGCUACCGGUUCUCCGUCCUGAGCAAUGCGUUUGUGGUGCACAAGGGCUUCAAGGUCCAGGGAGAGUUUCACAGCAGGAAGGACGAGGAGAACCGCAAGAACCGGGUCCUCUUCCGCAGCUUUAAGGAGAGCCUGAAGGACAAGUAUCCCAACUCUCCUCGCCACUGCUGAGGAAACCUGUCAAUCAAAUCCUCAAACACACCUUCCAGACGCUCAGAGGAAAACACUGACUAAACUAAGAACCUGUUUG
This is a messenger RNA of Rhinichthys klamathensis goyatoka, 1679 nucleotides long. RefSeq names its product beta-1,4-glucuronyltransferase 1 (gene b4gat1). Bases 305 to 1600 code for a protein of 431 amino acids. Gene Ontology annotation, molecular function: glucuronosyltransferase activity. The record is from RefSeq and is a predicted model, not a curated record. The transcript has 2 exons. NCBI's taxonomy places the organism in Eukaryota, Metazoa, Chordata, Actinopteri, Cypriniformes, Leuciscidae.